UUUUUUCUCCUAUCAGCUGCUGGUCGUUUUUGAGAGCACUCUCACGUCGACACUAUGACCUCCCGUUUUCCUCUUUCAGACCCGGUCUUGUCCUACUGGACAACGGCGACACCAGCAGAGGGCGAGAUGACCACGGAAAACCUUGUGGGCGUCAAAGCGGUCAUCCCAGUCGAUGAUAGCGACACGUCGACCACUGACAGCCUGGUCACGGAGCACGUCGUCUUCGCGACCGUCUGGACUAUUAUCACUAUGCUGGCUUGGUAUUUCCUACUAAAGGGCCUCCUCACCCUCAUCCGCACCGGACAGCAAAUCGCGAACGACGUCGCCGAACUGUCAGGAGGAAUGGAUGGGGAAAGCAAGCAGAAACCGAGUUUUUUCUGGACCAUGGUCGUGGAAUUCAACCUGGAUCAAGCCGCGGCCAUGAGUUUUCUCGUGUCCGAGGCGUUUCUGUUCUUUGCCUGGUACCAGAAUUACAGCCUGUGCGUCGCGGGGAACGGGCAAAAUUGCCUAAGACGAGACGCCCCGAGCUAUUUGGGAAAUCUGGCCUGUCUGAUUGGGAUUCUGUUUUGGUACAGCGCUUCCGCGUUGGCCGAGCCGUUAGUCGUGGAUGUUCUAGAGGACGCGCCGGACAUUCAGUCAGAGCAAGUGGUCAGCUUGAUUUCGCAGAAAAACUACGGCGUAGGAACAACAGGAGCUCAACAAACAUCGAAUCAGCAGCAGCAACAGUUUUUAGCGACGACAGGGACCACGACGAUGAUGAAAAUGGUUGCACCUUUAGGAGGGGGAGGCCCCGGGCUAGCGGGAGCUGAUAUUAAUGUGAUUUCCUCUACAACUUCUCCGCGCGGCACAGGAGCGAGGGGGAGUGAACAAAACGUAACGGCAAUAGAUAAGGCUGGUCGUGGAACCAACGGCUCCUCCGCCAGCCGGAUUUCGGUGUAUCCGGAGGAACUGAUUUCUCCCGGCAAAAACCACAAUAGCUACGAUAAUUUCACCACGAAUAACGACUUGACAAACCAUCUGUUAUCAUCUAACCAGGGCACGCUCAACAAGCGAACGAUCACAAUCAAUUUCGCGCGGAACCGGCAAGCCAGGUUUGCGGCGUACAACACGGUCUACGGCCCUGGCGGAGGUGCAGCUUUAGGAGGUGGAAACAACUACAACAAUCAAUUUCUAGGGUCACCUAUUUCCGGUGGCACCUAUGGACAGUACUAUAAGCAGUCCCCGCUGUCGGGAGGUGGCUAUAAUAAUGUGGUCCCACGCAACAAGCCGAGUGAAAGUGGUGGUGUUCAGAGCGGAUUCUUGGACGAGCAAACAGGGACGAGAGGAGCAUAUGCAAAUCUAAACUCGUCCGACCCCUUACCUGUAAGCAGUUACGGAGCUCCUGCGGCGCCAUCACCUGGGCCCCCUCCGCCGUCAUUUGCCUCUUUUCUCGAACCAGUCGGGCGACGAACGCAGAGCGUCCCAAACGCACCGAUAGAUCGGAAUGAUCACGCGGACCGGAAUGCAGCGGGGUUUCUCGUCUCUGCGACAGGUGGAGAGCUGCGCGGCCCUCCGCUUGCGGUGCACGCCCAUAGUGUCAUGAGUGUGUUGACAAGCACCGGAGGAGGAGGUGACGCCGCAGCUAGUCGGGAAGAUAAUACAGCCAGGAAUUCCUUCGAUCACGACCGCGACACGGCAGCUCCGGGUCCUUUUGGACUGAAUCUACGGUCGGAGCCUUCGGGCCUCAGUGAGCCGCUGCUGGACAACAGCUCUUCGGGAAGGCAGUAG
Amoebophrya sp. A120 is the source of this 1767-nucleotide messenger RNA. The record is from the annotation of a GenBank genome assembly. Lineage: Eukaryota; Dinophyceae; Syndiniales; Amoebophryaceae.